UUGGCCACACUUGCCCUACACUGUUGCAUUUGCAUUUGCCCCCUUAGAACAGAAAAGCGAAGCGAAAAUAAAGCUGGGCGAAAAUGCCAACCAAAUGGUAGGCUAAGCAACCAAAUCGAGUGAACCUACCUGAACCAGAGUCGAAUCGAGCGCGAGCGAACGCGGAGCAGCAGGUGACCAGCCCAGCGGUAAGCGAAGUGCAACGCAGUGCAGCGGACAUGAACGAAGAAAUCGUGCGGGAGCGCGGCGGCGAGGAGUCCUCCGUCGUCUCGCCCAAAACUGCAUCAUCGGCAGCGGCGGCGGCGUCGAUGACGUUGGCCUCGGUGGCCUUGGAAUCGCACACGACCGCCAUCGCCAGCAGCGCCACCCCCGGCAGCACCAGCCCCACCUCCAGUGGAGCAGGAGCAGGAGCUGGAGCAGGUGGUGGUGCUGGUGCAGUUGGUGGCUUAGCGGGAGGAGCAGGUGCAUCUCCGUCCGGCGUGCAGUUGCAUGAGAAGCAGCCACUGCAGUCGCAGCAGCAGCCACAACCACAGCAGCCCCAGCUGAAUGCCACCGAUAUGCGCGAGCUGCGCGAAAUCAAGCAGUUGCUGUGGGGCGACAAUGUGCGCGAAGAUGUAUUCAAGCGUUGGUCUCAAGGAUUCGAGUUUAGUAAAGUGGAGCCGUCGGCAUUGGUGCAGAAGCAGGGCGGUCCUUGUGCUGUGAUAGCGCCGGUGCAGGCGUACUUGCUUAAGAUAAUUAUCAUGGAUAUGCCAGGCGUGAAGCUGUCGGAGAUUCCCUACGACAAAUGCCAGAACCUGCUGAUCCAGGCAUUGUGCAACAUUUUGAAGAACUGUCGGGCGCCGCGCUACCGCAUCGUCCAUCUCUUGCGCCGUCGUGGAAAUGCUACAGAGGCUGGUUUAACCAAAGAGCGCUCGCCAGCCGUCGAAACAGGAUCUGCUCCGGCUGGCCCAGCCGGAUUAUCUGAGGGGGCAGCCGGAGCUGUGGAGCUGGCGGCCGAGGCCACUCCCGCCUCGGUCAACGAGAUGACCCAGGAGCAGCUCGAUAAUGAUCCGCAUCGCGAGCUGUCGCCAGAUGAGUUCCACGAGCGCCUGCACACGCUCCACUUCGAGGACAUCGCCGCCGUGGCCCGCUACUAUAUGGAGAACUACGGCCAACUGGCGCACACAUAUGGCGUGCUGCUGUUCAUGUACUCGGUGUUCCUAACCAAGGGAUCGGAGCUGGUGGCCGCCGACAUAUCGGACACGUCGGAGCCGCUGAUACACAGCACCUACGGCUAUGGUGGCCAGUCGCUGAUCAACCUGAUGCUAACGGGCCGUGCCGUGGCCCAUGUCUGGGAUAACGAGCAGGAUGUCGGCGGUCUGAAGCUGCGCGGCAUAUGCGAGCAGAGCGACAUUGGGUUUAUAACGCUGAUGGAGCAGAUGCGUUACUGCACCGUUGGUUCCUUCUUCAAGAACCCACGCUACCCCGUCUGGGUGAUGGGGUCCGAUACGCAUUUAACCGUUCUGUUCAGCAACGAAAAGAGGCUUGUCUCGCCGGAGACGCCCUCGGAGACCGGUCGUCGCAUCUUCAAAUCCUACGACCCGGAGGGCAACAAUUUCAUAUCGACCACCAUGCUACGCGAAGUCCUCGCUGCCCUAAAUCUGGUCAGCGAACCGGCUUACGUGGCCCUCAUGCAGAAGCGUCUGGAUCCGGAGAACUUGGGCAUCAUACUGCUGAAUGCCUUCAUGGACGAGUUCUUCCCGCUGGAGCGCCGCUCCACGCCGGACACCUUUGAGCUGAUGCAUUACAACGGCAUCCCAGGCUCCAAUGAAAACAACAGGGUGCGCUACUAUUGCGGCUCUGCCAUUCUGCUCGAGGGCGACCUAAAGUCAAUCUGUACUUCGAACCCGAUGGUCACCUGCCUGCAGACCAAGUGGCCGAACAUCGAGAUCAAUUGGCACGAUGCCCACUUGCCCUCCUUGAAUUGACGCCGUCAAGGGGGCCAGGACACACAGCAGCAGGGGGAUGCGCGUAAACACAGGAAACCAAAAGGACGAAAAGGAAACCCAGGAUCUACUGGGGCGGAGAAAACACAGCUGUAGACGCAAAAAAAAUGCGACAAGAUGCGAUUGCACUUUUUUAUUUCAAACACCCUUCAUUUGUUUUUUUUUGUGAUUAUUUAAGAACCUUUACAAAAAAGAAAGCUGGAGUGGAACGCACCAACAACUAAUUAACAAAAAAGCCGCAGCAAAACACUAACAAAUGCGCUUUUAAAGAGAGCUGCAGCCAUGUUGAAGAAUCCGCAGGAGGAUAGAAGAUUUACGCCAAGCGUUGACUCACACAAAACACCCAAAAAAUAAAACAUCCCAUAAAUGCAUAGCUGUAUGCAACAUGGAGAAAAAAUACAAAAAAAAAGAGGGGAAAAGAAAGAACACACAUCUUAUAAAAACUAAAUCUUAAUUUCGAACAUUGUACGUUUAAACUUGCAUUGCAAAAACGAAACUCAACUAAAAAUACAGGCAACACAAAUAUACCUUUAUGAAUAAACUAAAA
Drosophila rhopaloa is the source of this 2532-nucleotide messenger RNA. RefSeq names its product ubiquitin carboxyl-terminal hydrolase MINDY-3 homolog. Gene Ontology annotation, molecular function: K48-linked deubiquitinase activity; cysteine-type deubiquitinase activity. The record is from RefSeq and is a predicted model, not a curated record. The coding region runs from base 219 to 1967 and encodes 582 amino acids. NCBI's taxonomy places the organism in Eukaryota, Metazoa, Arthropoda, Insecta, Diptera, Drosophilidae. The transcript has 6 exons. Gene Ontology annotation, biological process: protein K48-linked deubiquitination.